Molecule: messenger RNA, 1719 nt
Organism: Lepisosteus oculatus (spotted gar)
Lineage: Eukaryota; Metazoa; Chordata; Actinopteri; Semionotiformes; Lepisosteidae
Gene: ch25h
Product: cholesterol 25-hydroxylase
Biological process (GO): sterol biosynthetic process; cholesterol metabolic process
Cellular component (GO): endoplasmic reticulum membrane
Molecular function (GO): steroid hydroxylase activity; C-4 methylsterol oxidase activity; iron ion binding
Source: RefSeq, a predicted model, not a curated record
GAGAAGAAAAGUCUGAAGUGAAACAGUAUGGAAAAUGUUGUUAGCCUAGAUUUGUUUUUAUUAAUCUAAACUUUCCACAAUUUUUGUUUUUCAUUUUUUUUAUAGUCAUGUGUAAAAGCUUUCAACAGAGUAACUGUUUCUGUGAAUCUACUACGUGUGUAUUAUUAGCAUUCAGCGCUGAUACACAAAAAGAAAUAGCCAUUGUCUUCUUGACAUUAUUUAAGUAAGUCCAUUUUGAAAGAUUUUAAUUACAUGAUUUUGAGAUUUGUUUUACUUUGUGUGUUCUUUUUGGAAUUGAUUAACUCUCCUGUUUUAACGCUACUUUGUUUGGAAUGAUGGUCACCAUACAAAGUCAUCCUAAUAAAUAUAAAUAAAUCGCCUGACUGAUAUGUAGGUUGAGGAUGACAUUAAUACAAAACGCAUAUUGACAAUAAGAGGAUAAAAGCUUGUAAUGUAUUGUAAAAAAUUACAAGAUAUUCAAAUCCUCUUAAAUGUGAGGUAAUUGGUUAAAGCAGAGAAAAUAAACCAGUCAUAAAUUGUUUCAUAAUACUAAGGAAACUUUGACCGUAAUCUUCAAACUUUCAACUUCAGAACUUUCAACAUCUUAAAAUAGAAUAUGGCAUUACCAACAGUUAAAAGUUCUUUAUCUUACUACCUCUGUUGGUUUCCCUUAUCCGAGGGAAAACCCCAGACAUGCCCUGUUUCUCAUGAUGUUCUGUGACGUAUAGGAGGGAGGAGGCGUGGUGACUGCAUUCACAAUAAGAAUCCUGUGCUCUGUGCUAACAGAGCCAGAUUGCAGCAAAGAUGCAGGACACUUUGAUUUUGCAGAACGUCUGGGACUUUGUGCGGGCACAGGAUGCCUAUCUUAAAUCUCCUUUCUUUCCAGCCCUGUUUUCCUUCAUCGUCUACAUGGGAUUCUGUCUGCCAUUUGUGAUUCUGGAUAUCCUCUCUUCCAAGGCAGCUUUCAUCAGAAAAUACAAGAUUCAGCCAAAUACUCAGGUUACAUGGGAAAUGGCAGGGACCUGCAUCAUGCAGACUGUGUACAACCACAUUGUCUUCAUUUUCCCAUUGACUGUCUUACACUGGUACUGGAAACCAGUCUUCUACCCUCUGGAGGCUCCUGGGCUGAUCAGAGUGAUCCUGGACAUUGUUGCGUGCCUGCUGCUCUUUGAUUUCCAGUACUUUAUCUGGCAUUUAAUUCACCACAAAGUUCCAUGGCUGUACAAAACCUUCCACAAGGUGCACCACAAGUAUACCUCCACCUUUGCACUGACUGCUGAGCACUCCGGAGCGUGGGAGACCCUUUCCUUGGGUUUUUUUGCUGCUAUCAGUCCUAUGAUGCUGGACUGUCAUCCUCUUACUGAGAUGCUCUUCUUUGUUGUGAACAUAUGGCUGUCUGUGGAGGACCACUGUGGCUACGACUUUCCUUGGGCUACGCAUAGACUUGUGCCAUUUGGACUGUUUGGUGGAGCACCUCAUCACGACCUCCAUCACUUGAAGUUCAAAUCCAACUACGCGCCUUAUUUUACACACUGGGACAAGAUAUUUGGCACCCUGCUUCAAGCCAACGUCAGAAAUAACUAAUUUUGUCUAAGGUGGAACACCACAACGGACUAACAAUAACACUGCCAUUUUUCUGCUGGCCAGUAAAAAACAUACAUUAUAAUUGUAUUAAUAACAUGUUUGUCUUCUUUUAUAUUAAAAGGGAUAUUAUGGAUA